Molecule: messenger RNA, 450 nt
Organism: Enhydra lutris kenyoni (northern sea otter)
Lineage: Eukaryota; Metazoa; Chordata; Mammalia; Carnivora; Mustelidae
Product: keratin-associated protein 15-1-like
Source: RefSeq, a predicted model, not a curated record
AUGCAUUACAACUGCAGCCCUGGAAACUUCUCCUCCCACUCUCUUGGAGGUUACCUGGGGUACCCAUGUUCCACCUAUGAUUCUUUCUACCCCAGCAAUGUAGUCCACUCUCCCAGCACCUGCCAGCUGGGCUCCUCUGUCUUCAGUGGUUAUCAGGAGAUCUGCUGUGAGCCUACUGGCUUGAGGACGUCCUGUGCUGGAGCCAGAUACUACCAGAAAUCCUGCUUCUUCCCAAAGAAUUCCAUCUUCUUCAGUCCCUGUCAAACAAAUUAGGGGUUUCUGGGAUGUGGAAAUAUUGGCCUUGGGUCUCUUCAUUGUGGAAGCACUGGUUUCCAAUCUCUGGGCUGUGGGUCCAGCUUCAGUCAUCCAACUUACUUUACUUCCAGGAGUUGCCAGUCAACUUGUUACCAACCAGCCUUUAGCUCUCACUUUUUUGGAUCAACUUGCUAA